Messenger RNA from Drosophila melanogaster (fruit fly), 3020 nucleotides. RefSeq names its product Leucyl-tRNA synthetase, mitochondrial (gene LeuRS-m). The record is from RefSeq and is marked reviewed. Gene Ontology annotation, molecular function: aminoacyl-tRNA ligase activity; ATP binding; leucine-tRNA ligase activity. Gene Ontology annotation, cellular component: cytoplasm. The transcript is spliced from 4 exons. NCBI's taxonomy places the organism in Eukaryota, Metazoa, Arthropoda, Insecta, Diptera, Drosophilidae. The coding region runs from base 101 to 2710 and encodes 869 amino acids. Gene Ontology annotation, biological process: aminoacyl-tRNA metabolism involved in translational fidelity; leucyl-tRNA aminoacylation; tRNA aminoacylation for protein translation.
UGCAGAGAAACAGCUGUUCGAUUGUAGAGUGCAGUGGGUUCUUCCUAUUUUGUUAUUCAAUAAUUGUGAAAUGUGCAAUUCAAUCAAUUAAACCGGUAUAAUGCAAGCACUGAGAAGAACACGACCUUGGGGAGCUGUCUACUGGAAUAGCUGGCGGCGCCUGCUAACCCAAAGCUGCACCCGGAAUGAUAAUCCAGAGCUAACCAGUGAUGUCAAGCACCGGAUUGAGGCUCAUUGGCGGGAGCAGCUCAGUGGAGGACAGUUCAAUCCCAAGGACUCGCAGGACAAGUACUACGUGCUCUCCAUGUUCCCGUAUCCCUCCGGCAAUCUUCACAUGGGCCAUGUGCGCGUCUAUACCAUAGCCGAUUCGGUGGCUCGUUUCCAGCGAAUGUGCGGCAAGAAUGUGUUUCAGCCAAUGGGUUGGGAUUCCUUUGGGCUGCCCGCCGAGAACGCCGCCAAUCAGCGUGGGGUGGAGCCCGCGUCCUGGACGGAGCAGAACAUUGCCCAGAUGAAGGAACAACUCAAGCGACUUGGUUGCUCCUUUGACUGGAACCAUGAAUUGUCCACCUGCAGUCCAAAAUACUACAAGUGGACGCAGCAUCUGUUCCUAAUGCUCCAUCGCCAUGGAUUGGCCUACCAGAACGAGGCUCUUGUUAACUGGGAUCCCGUUGAUAAGACCGUGCUCGCAGAUGAGCAGGUGGACGCCAACGGCUGUUCCUGGCGGUCGGGCGCCAAGGUGGAAAAGAAGCUUUUGAGGCAGUGGUUUAUCCGAACGAGUGCUUAUGCCAAACAAUUGCUAGACGGUUUGGAGGAUCCCACGCUUCGCGACUGGAGGGAUAUUAUUAACCUGCAGCGACACUGGAUUGGAGAGUGUGAUGGAUACGCUUUCAACCUGCUCACCUCCGCCUCCGGACUUUUACGAGUGUGGACUACCCAUCCGGAGCAUUUAAAAGAUCCCCAUGCCUUUCUCGUGCUCCGCAGCAAUCAUCACUUGUCAAAGCUAAAGGGUGCGGACAGCCUAAGCGCAGCGAACCCGUUUGCGGGCACCACAAUGCCUGUGGUCUUUAGCGACGAAGUGACAUUUCCGCCAAAGAGCGAUGUUUACCUGGCAGCCCCCAGCUUCCGUGGCGAAGACAAGGAUUUGUGGGAUUCAUAUGGACUGGCUUUUACUUCAAAUGGCAAGGAUGAGGAAUCCCUAAGUCCAGCCAACUGGGAAAUGUUAAGGAAAGAGGUGCUCCAGGCAGCCACACGCCUUAAUGUUGGCGGCUAUCGUGUAUCCUCAAAGCUGAAGGAUUGGUUGAUAUCACGACAGCGCUAUUGGGGCACUCCCAUUCCUAUUGUACACUGUCAAAAGUGCGGAGCAGUGCCAGUGCCGGAGGAGCAGCUGCCAGUGUCUCUGCCUCCGAAGGAUUCCCCGAAGGAAGCGUUUCUCUGUGAUUGCCCAAAAUGCGGUGAGAAGGAUGCACGAAGGGAGACGGAUACAAUGGAUACAUUUGUGGACAGCUCUUGGUACUACUUGCGUUACUUGGACGCCCAAAAUUCCGAACGCAUUUUCGAUACAGCGCUGACCAAGAAGUUUAUGCCUGUGGAUCUGUACAUAGGAGGCAAGGAACAUGCCGUGCUCCAUCUUUACUACGCCCGCUUUAUAAACCACUUCCUGCACAGUUGCGGGCUUUCGCCCACUAGCGAACCCUUUUCCCGGCUGCUAGUCCAGGGCAUGGUGAUGGGUCGCUCCUUCCGGGUGAAGGGCAGUGGACGUUAUGUGCCCGAAACAGAAGUGGAGAUUGUGAACGCCAAAAAGAACCAGGCGGUGCUAAAGGAAACCAAAGAGCCCGUGGUCAUGACCUGGGAAAAGAUGUCUAAGUCAAAGCUGAAUGGGGUGGAGCCUAGCGACAUGUUUAAUGAGUAUGGAACGGAUACAACGAGACUGAUCAUAUUGGCCGAUGUGGCGCCCACAUCCCACCGCAACUGGUCCAGUGCAACUUUUCCUGGCAUCCUUAAUUGGCAAAAGCGGCUUUGGCUGACCCUGCAGGACUUCCAACAGGCUCGCGAAGAUCAAACUGCUUCGGAUGUUGUACCCACCAGUGAAGAGUUCCUGGCUGAGGAUGCCAAGCUGUUCGAUGCGCGAAACUUUUAUGUGAAAGGAGCCACCUUUAACUACCGCCAUGCACAGCAACUCAGUGUGGCAAUUUCCAAAAUGCAGGGGCUAACGAAUUCUCUCAGGCGCACACCUAAGCAUGUCCUGCGACAUGGAAAACAGUUUGAACGUGCGCUGGCUGCCCAGAUCAUCAUGCUCGCGCCAAUGGCUCCGCACUUUGCCUCCGAACUGUGGUCAAAGUUUGUGGCGAUACCAGGCAGGCUAAAUCCCGCCAGUCAGGAGUUACAGUGGAGCGAAGAUGUGCUUGCUCAGCGCUGGCCAGACAUCGACCCCGCCUACAAUCUGGACCUUAGCAUUAAAGUCAAUGGAUUUGAGAACUGUGUAAUCAAAGUGCAGAGAACGCAUCUGGAUAAGGUAACGCACAGUGAUGCUCUCGACAUUGCCUUCAACACCGAAUCGGUGACAUCGUACCUAAUUGACAAGAAAAUUCGCACCACCAAUUUUGUGCUUUACCCGGGAAUCGAGGCUAUUCUGAAUAUCUAUGUGGAUAAGGCGAAAAUGAAGCAAAAGCCGCCGACCACCGAUGAUGCAGAAGCUCAGCCUCAGGCGUAGGAUAAGGAAAAAGUAUCGUGAAAGUGGAUAGAUAAAGUUGAGUAGUAAAAGUUUGGUUGCUACUUUUUAGGAUAUUCUUGCGAUCAUAGUUCUUAAGCCGAACGGAUUACGGAGGAGAGUGGGUUCAACCUGCCCAAAUGCAUUUCCGGUGUUGGCCAGAAAGGCGCCAUCCUAGAUUGGUACUUUUUAAUCAUGUUUAAUGUUAAAUAUUUAUAAAAAUUGGACUAGUUGUAAGCAGCUGCUUUACAGGAUUGGUAAAUGCCUAGAAUCAUAGGAAUAUAAUGGUUGCUCUACCUGUGCGCCUCUAUCU